This is a messenger RNA of Silurus meridionalis, 2847 nucleotides long. RefSeq names its product BRCA1-associated ATM activator 1 (gene brat1). Gene Ontology annotation, biological process: positive regulation of protein phosphorylation; cell population proliferation; DNA damage response. The transcript has 14 exons. The record is from RefSeq and is a predicted model, not a curated record. Gene Ontology annotation, cellular component: nucleus. Bases 85 to 2556 code for a protein of 823 amino acids. NCBI's taxonomy places the organism in Eukaryota, Metazoa, Chordata, Actinopteri, Siluriformes, Siluridae.
AAACAUAAACUACAGCCACGAGGAAAACAAGUCGCGGUAAAGCGAGACAGGAAUAAGACCGGAAGUUACCUGCAUCACCAAUCAAUGGAGAGUGACUGCUUAAACCUACUGCCAUCUGUGUGUGAAGUUCUUGCUGAUUCCAGACUUGUGCUACAUGAUGACACAUCUCUGGAAAAGCUUCUUGAUUGUUUUAAAGAGCUGAUAAUGCAGAAUGAUGAGCAGUAUCUUGCGCAGUAUCUUCCAUACCUCCAAAAGUUUUUGCAGUCUGUAACACAAUCUUGCACAUUAGAUCCUAAUGUCUUUUCAUUCUCACUCAAAAUUGCUGGGCUGCUGGCAAGCAAAGAGCACAAUUUCACCCUGUUGGAGGAAAGAGGAGUUUUGGAGUAUUUGUUUCAGCCAGAUAGCUGGCAUAUGCCGGAAUUCUGGAAAAUUUCUUCAGUACGUUAUGGAUGGCUACAGGGACUGUGGAACAUGUUGCAGCAUCCAAAAUCCAUUAACUUUUUCUGCAAGAAUAGAUUCAUUAAGUUGGUUCUCCAGCUACAAAAUGACAAAGGCCUUUUCAUUACCUCAUUGACUUGUCAGAUUUUAGCACAUGUUUUAGACUCCACCAUGGCAGUAGAAAUCGAGAUACCAAGCUGCAUUCCUGCCAACACCGAGUUUAUUUCAGUUACUAAAGAAAUUAUGAGCCAUGUGGCUACUUCAUUAGUGUCACGUGAAAAGGCUGUUAUUGUGCCAGCCUUAAGGAUGUUGGCUACAAUACUAACCAAGUGUAGAGAACCACUCAAAAUAAUGUUUUGGAAACAUGUUGUGACACCAUUGGAAGCAUUAGCAAAUGAAAAAGAUGACUCCUUUACAUUGCCCAUCAUAGCAGUUCUUCAAGCUGUUGUAAGGAGUUCCAUUUUUAUCCAUCCUGAUUGCAGAGUAGAAACACUGCUGGACAUCAUGUUGUUUUCAAGAAGUGUAACUGAAUCUGUGCAGUGUGCAGCAGUUAUCUUGCAAGUGGAAGACUGCUCUGAGGUUUUAAAACGGAAAGCCACAGAUAUAAUCCUCCUUCCUCUACUGUGUGCCACUGCAUCCCCUCUAGAUCUUCAUGAACCAGAUAAGCUGCAUGACUACAUAUCACACUUGGAGAAGCAGUUAUCCCAGAAGGCCACAUGUGUGUGUCUGCUCACUCAGAGCCUGGCCAGCAUAGCAGAGACCAUUUGUAAGAAAUCUUUGGCCAAUGUUCCUGUUCAACUCAUUGCCACUUCUGUGAUGAAACUUUUGAGAAUAUGCAUUGGUCAUCUCCCCUUCACUUUACUGGGGGCUGGUACAUUUCCUCAUCUUUUUGGCUGUUACAAGGUUCAGCAGUGCAGUAUCGACCUACUAGGUGGUCUAACUGUUUACGCAGAGAGCGUGGCCUUAAUUCAGGAGGCUUUUACUGUUCUUCUGCAGUAUAUGCAGUGCCCGGACUCUAAUGCUACAGUUUUAAAGAAAACAAAUCAGGCCAUUCUUAAAUGGCUCAAUAUCUGUUCACCAUCAUCUGAUUUAUGGAAGACAGUUAUACAUGAACUCUUUGGAUUAAUGAAGAAACAUGUAUGUGAUGGACGAUGGGAAGUGAGAGAUUCAACUCUAGAGUUCAUUACACAGCUCACAGCUGACCUCAAAGGUUAUAGCAACUAUACCAAAACUCUUCAUAGUAGUGGCAUGAUCUCAGUCCUCUUCACCUCAUUGUCAGAUUUAGAAGGCUAUGUCCAAGCCAGUGCAGUGGUAGCUCUUGGAGAGGCAGUAACUACAUCUGAUGUCUGUAGCAACGUACAGGAAAAGGCUGUGACACAGCUGUUGAGCAUUUUGUCUCAAGAUACACAGAGCUUCCCACACCGUGCUGCAGUGAAGGUCUUCAUUAAAUGGUUAAAAAGCCCAGACUUUUACACUGCUUUGGAGCCGUCUAUUAGCUCAGUGUUGUUGGUUGUUGGAAAUGACUUUGACUGGGAGGUUAAAGUUCACACAUUGGAGUUAGCAGAUGUAUUAAUGGACAAAUCGCUAAAUCAUUGCCCCUGUCACAAUCAGAAGAUCUAUCAAAGAUCUGAAAGUGCAUGCAUAAUGCAGGCAUUACUCAAACUGAAGAAUCUAGGGGUAUUUGAGUUUCUGUUUAAAUGCUUAUUUGACUGUGACAGACCUGUUUCUCAGAAAGCUUGUUCACUUCUGCUUAAGCUAAGAACAUUUAUGAGAGAGUAUUCUGUUGAUGACCACAGAGAUCUUACUACUGAAAUAUGGAAGUACAAUUGGAAUGAGGAAAUGCUUCACACAUACCUCAAAAAUCAAGAGUCCCUUGCACUUAAUUGUGUAGAAAAUAGAGACACAGCAUCUUGUAGGCAAAUGGGCAAUCGUGACCUUGACAGUGGAUUUCCAAAAGUGAUGAAUCUGUGCCAGAUAUUCGAACUACUAGACCUUGAUCAGAUGCAACAUACUUUAUCCUUAAGUAGUGACCAUCUGAUAAAUUCACCUCAGUCUCUAAUGGAAGAUAUUUUAUUUAUGGCUAGUGAGAGUGACGAGAAUAUUGCAGAUUGUUAUUGAAAAUUUGUUCACAAAAGUAGCCACUUGUCAUAAUUUAAAUAAGACAGUAAUUAUUGUAUACUGAUGACUAAGUUCAACAGGAAAGGACCAGUAACAAUGUAAUACCUAAGGCCUGUAAAGUUGUUAGUCUAGUAUAUUAAAUUAUAUAAGGGGUAGUGUCUUCAAUGGACUCUGAAUUGACUCUGUUUUUAUGAUUAAAUAUGACUAGAAAAUUGGUAAACAUUCUUCUUAAAUGUACAUAUAAUUGUAUUAUUCAUGCACAUAAUUUCAAUAAACAUAUCUGAAGUCCCA